Danio rerio (zebrafish) is the source of this 1326-nucleotide messenger RNA. It is a transcript of the gene slc38a8a, whose product is annotated as solute carrier family 38 member 8a. NCBI's taxonomy places the organism in Eukaryota, Metazoa, Chordata, Actinopteri, Cypriniformes, Danionidae. Gene Ontology annotation, cellular component: membrane. Gene Ontology annotation, biological process: L-alpha-amino acid transmembrane transport. The record is from RefSeq and is marked provisional.
AUGGAGGAGCUGGCAAAGGAGAGCAUUAGCUUCUUAUCAAAAUCCUCCCUAGAGACAAAUGAGCCAAGGCUGGGCUCUUUAGGAGCGGUGUUCAUCAUGCUGAAGUCAGCGCUAGGCGCCGGGCUGCUCAUCUUUCCCUGGGCGUUUGCUAAAGCUGGAGGAAUUCACUCCGCUGUCACUGUGGAAAUGAUUUCUCUUGUGUUCCUGAUAAGUGGACUGGUCAUCCUGGGCUAUUCAUCUUCAGUCAGUGGACGAAACACAUAUCAGGCUGUGGUCACAGAUAUAUGUGGUCCUGCCAUAGGCAAACUCUGUGAGAUCUGCUACGUCUUCAACCUCUUCUUCAUAUCUGUUGCUUUUUUGGUCAUAGUGGCUGACCAGCUUCACAAAUUGUGUCUUUCUAUGUAUGAGCUGAUCACAGGCCUGCCAGAAUCAGAGAUGCCAUAUCACUGGUACACAGACCAGAGGUUUGCCCUCUUUCUUCUGUGUCUCCUUUUCAUUUUCCCUCUCUCUGUCCCGAAGGAGAUCAGCAUACAAAAGUAUACCAGUGUUCUAGGAACUUUUGCUGCCGCAUAUCUGACUGUGGCCAUCGUUGUGAAAUACCACAUGAGACCCAUCCAUGAGAUCAAUCUGUCACCUCUUUACAGCAGCGGAAUAAGCUCCUGGGAUUCAGUGUUUAGCGUCAUCCCGACUAUUUGCUUUGGCUUUCAGUGUCAUGAGGCCUGUGUUGCUGUAUACAGCAGUAUGGAGAACAGAAGACUGUCACACUGGGUCUUCAUCUCGGUGUUGUCCAUGCUCAUCUGCCUGCUCAUCUACUCGCUCACAGGUGUGUUUGGGUACCUGACAUUCGGGAAGAACGUUGCUCCUGAUAUUCUGAUGUCAUACAGUGGUGGUGAUGUCACCAUGAUUGUCGCCAGGCUUCUGUUUGGAAUCUCAAUUAUCACCAUCUACCCCAUCAUCGUCCUGCUUGGAAGAUCUGUGAUCCAGGAUCCACUGCUGCGGCAGCGUCUCAAACACACAGCGGUGACUGAGUCUUAUGAGAGUCGAACCCGCGUAGCCUUAACUACAGCCUGGGUUACAGUCACUCUCCUCAUCGCAGUGUUCAUUCCAGACAUUAGCAAAGUGAUUAGCGUCGUCGGCGGAGUCAGCGCUUUCUUCAUCUUCAUAUUUCCAGGUCUUUGCCUCAUAUUUGUGGUGCAGUCAGAAUCAGUCUCUCCUACAAUGAGAUAUCUUCUGGUCACAUGGGGAAUGAUCACACUUUUGUGUGGCACCCUCAUCUUUGGACAGAGCACAUCAGUUGCCAUCAUGCAACUCAUAACUGAAGUUUAA